Molecule: messenger RNA, 2600 nt
Organism: Nilaparvata lugens (brown planthopper)
Lineage: Eukaryota; Metazoa; Arthropoda; Insecta; Hemiptera; Delphacidae
Product: engulfment and cell motility protein 1
Exons: 6
Coding region: 170-2425 (751 amino acids)
Source: RefSeq, a predicted model, not a curated record
AUUUCCCUCUAAAUAUGUUACUUGAGUGAGAUUGCCUGCUUUGCUUCUAACACGUUUUAUAGGUAGGUAGGCUACUGUAUUACGGAAAAUGAUAGAAGUUCAGUGAACAUUCGCUACCUAUUUCUAAAAAUCUCAAUACCGGUAUCUUUUCUUCAAAAAAGCAAAUAGAAUGUUGGCUUCUAAUGAAGCAGGGGUGGUAUCAGUAGCGGUGCAAGUGGGCAAUAUCUCCACUCUUUUCAAAUUCGAUCACGGUGAGGCACUGCAAUCCAUUAUAGAAAGCAUAUGCAAAGAGGGAGGAUUGUCUUUUGUCAAGAACAGAUAUGCACUGCAAUUCAUCAGGAAACAAGGCGAUCCAUUUCUAGCGGCCAGAUUUGUAACUGAAGAGAAUCGCCACAACAUAAUCGACGGAACUGAGCUGAAGCUAGUGUACUCUGCUAAGGAGUUGGGCCGCAUGAUACUGGAUAAUUUGAAAACGAACGGCGACCUAGACUGGGCUCUGGAAAAGCUGUCUGGUCACAUUGCCGACCCUGUAUUUGCGUCAGUUGUUCAAGGCCCUUGUUAUAUACUAGUCAACCGACUCUUCAGUGAAGAGAGCCUCCCGCCUAAGCUCCUCUAUUACUGUUUGAAAUUCAUCCUCGGCUUGCUGAAGCUGAACUAUCUGAAAGAAAUUGAUGAAACUCUUGUGAAGCUGUUGGCGGACAUAUUAUGCAACCGGAAAAAUAUUGGGGUCAGUGUUAUAGAAAAAACGUUGUUGAUUUUGGAGUGUAUAGCUAAAACUCAGUACAAUCAGUUGAAGGAAUCUGUAGAUUUUGAGGAUCUCCUUUACUAUUUAAAAUCCUUCGAAUCAUCGAAUAUAAAGAGAAGUGCACUGGCACUAAUCAACGCACUUGCUGCCAACUGUCCAAUCCCUGAAGAGAAAAAAGACAUGCUGAUGAUAAUGAAUACGAAGAGAUUCAGGAGUACCAUCAACUCCUCGGUUCUCUUCACAGGUUACAUCCUUGGCAAUGACUUGAAAGAGCAGUUGGCCAUCUACCAAUCCUUGAUACUCAGUUUGAACAAAGAGUUAUUUGAAAAGGCUGAUAUAUCUCUCAACAAACUGCCUGAUCUGUUGCCUAUUAAAAGGUAUUCAACUUUGGAAAUUUCAGCAGCAAAAGGCACUGAUAAUGACGCGCGUCGUCGGUCUGCAGAGUCAUGCACGCAGACUAUUGACAGAGCCAACGUCAAAUGGAAAGACAAUGUCGAACUUCUCAACAAACGACUUGAUUUCCUCAAAGUGGUCAACAACGAUAUUUGGUCUCAGCCGGUCAACACAUCCCUCAGUAAACUCGUUUAUAACUGCUUAGUGUAUUUCCAUAAGAACUACAAUAGAGCGUACAGUUUCAUUCUACUUGCUGAAGGUAUUGACAAUUUUAUUAGAAUAAGCGACCGGGUGGCCAAUAUGAUAGCCAAAGAUAUUUUGAAUGUUGGAGAGCCACCAAAACCGAACAGUACGACAUUUUAUCUGUUAGUUUUCUCAACUUUCUUGGACGAUACUGUUGAAGAGCCAGCUUUGAUUGAGGAGUUGUUCUCACAAGCUAUGCUGCAUGGUGAACGAACAAAGAGAGAAAUGAAGGUCAAAACACUGGAUGACUAUGAAAAGGUAUUUAAAAUCACAAAACAGAAAUUGAUACUAGCGCUACGCCAAACGUUUCCGGAGUCGAGAACUUUUGAAGAACUCCAGCUCGCUCUGUCAGGAAUAUCCUAUUCUAAAGCAAGCGAAGGCAUUCUCAAAGAAACUGAAAGUAAAAGGAAUAGAUUCUAUAAGACAUCACCAGCCAUUUCCGAUUUGAAAGCCUCUCUACGAGGCAGUCUUAUCGAAUUAAUUAAGACUCAACGCAUGCAAUACAUCAAGGAGAGGACUCAAUUCUUAGAUCUGCAAGAGAAACAGUCCGGAAAGCAGAAAGAGAAAAACUAUUUGUAUGCUCAGCUCUCUCAGAGUGGUUACAAGAUACUCUACACAAAAGAUCCUGAAAUAAAUGAACCUGAUAAAAUGUCAUGUAUGUUCGUCAAGCAUAUCAAGUCUAUUGUGACUCAUGUAAAGAAAACUGUCAAUCAGAGCAGUCAAAAUGCCGAAGUUAUGUCCACAAUCACUCUCACACUUCUCCCAACAACAAACGACAUAAAACCAUUGAAUCUCAUCACCCAAAGCCAGGAAGUUGCAGAUUACUGGAAUGACGCUAUCAAUUGUCUGAAAGGAAACAAAAUGAAGAGCGAUUCUCUGAGAAGAGAGCUGAAAAUACUUUUGGAUAUGGAACUAGAAAUUCGUCUAUUGGAUUUGAAUUGCAUUGAAUUAUCCAUACCCAAUGAAGCCCCACCUUUGCCACCAUCUCCUCCCAACUAUGAUUUUCAUUUGCAAGCCGACGAUGAAAAUGAAAGCCACUGUUGAAACAAUAUAGUAAAAUAUAUAAAUAAGCUACAUUGUUGAAACAAUAAAAAAAAUAUGCAAUAAGCAAGUAUUGUAAUAAAACAAAAUGUUUUUAUCAAUUUAUGAUUCAUAAAAUAGAAUUAUUAUAGUACCCUUUGAAAUGAAUAAAAUAAUAUAUUCAGAAUACAAAUUAUAA